CUUUCCGCGGUAAACGUCGGGGCUGGUGGUACAACGCCACCGCCACAGAGCCUUCGUCUUUUAACUUCUGCGCAUUCCGCUCGAGGAUUUUUACUGUUUCUGACUGGUCUACUUCCCCAUAGAAAUUCUUUAUGUCCGAAGACAAAACUGCUUUGCUGUUCUCGUCGGUCAGGCCCUUCGUGUGGAUUUCUUCCACGAUGUCACUAGCGUCGUUGUAGAUGAGGUCCGAGUAGAGAUGUUUGUUGACAACGUUCAACGCCUUCGCCACUCGUCUCAGCUCCGGCCGGUAAACAUGUUUAUGAUACCCCGACAAUGGCCUAAUUUUGAAGUUCGCAAUUGUUCGGUCCUUUUGCUUCCAUGCUUUCUGUUUGAUCAUUAAUCUGCAGCGAGGAAACUGGUGCUUUGUUCUCUUCGUGUAUCGGAAAAAACCCGUCUUCUUGCCGUGCUCCUUGAUGCAAUCAUGCCCCUUCAGAGGCUGGAAGGCAUCAGAAUUCAUGUGCUCCUUGAUUCUUUCCCCAUAAGCAUGAGGGCAGAUCAAGGCCAAAUCUGCUUCGUCCGGCUUGUCAAUUUCGGUACAAACUACUUCUGCAUAUGGCCGCAAACUUGUUCUCACUUCAUCCAACUGCUGCUGCUCCUCUUUUUCUCGGAUGGCCGGCACUGCUCUGCUUGCUAUUGUUGUAAAAAUGUCUCCCAGUUUUUCUGCGCCAAUCGGUCCCACUUUCUUCACUAAGUCCUUCACAUUCUUCUGCCUGUCCACUGUAGUGUUUGGCGUUAUUCGGUUCUUGAUGUUCACUACUGGUCGCUGAAGUCUGGCUAAUGUGCGGCUUACCGUGGUGAAAAGAUGUCCCUCUACUAGGUCCUCCGGCCCCAGGCCUGUUGUGAGGCUCUUGCAGUUGCACAGGAAUUUGCUUCGGUCAUCAAACUUGCGCACAUUCUCCAACACGUCAAGGAGUCGCCUCCCCGCGUACUUUCGAACUUCUAGCAAGACUCUGCACUUGUUCUCAUCCGCAAUUUGUUUGACUGCUACUCGUAGCGCGGUUUUUUCUUCUUCCAGGAGCGACCCGCGCGGGAUGUUCAGCUUAGCCCGGAUGGGCUUCUUCUUCUUCUUUUGCUCCGCUUCUGUUUCUCCCCGCCUACUGGUCUUGUCUGCUGCUGUUUUGCGCACGUCUUCCGCUACUGCGACGGCGCUGCCUAUUCCUAAUUUCUUCCACAUCUUCUUCCAUUUUUCAAAUUUUUCAAAACUGCACAAAAGUGAAUAGACAAUAAAUGCUACAACGAAGAACAAAUGGCCAAUAUUGACUAUAGAACCAUACAUCAUAAUUUCUUGAUUGCAAGGUAUCAGUUGAGAACAGCAAACUAAAGUAAGGAAAAAUAGAGACCAAUUUAUAAUUACUAGUCCGAUCUCACGACGAGUUGUAUAUGUGAAAACAAAAACUAUGCCUACGUGCGUGUUUUUGACUAUAGAAUAGAACCGACAUCACUGAGUAAGAUGAGUAAAUUUGGCUUUCUACUACUUCGCGCAUUCGAAAUUCUUUGAUGGUAGUCUAGCCAGUUUUUUUUAUACUCAAACACAAAUAAGAUCUAUUUCAAUACGAAAAAGAACGAAAUCUCUAAGCAGGAGCUUGAGCUUUGCCUCUCUAAACCGAAAAUAAAACUCAAGAUGGUAUACGAAAAUUUUAACGCUCCGCCUAAGCAGAUGCACCCCACUCCUGUGCAUCCCGGAUCACCGGCGCAGCCCCAGCAGCCACUUUUUCAUCCGGGCUAUGGAAAUCAUGUUGGGCCCUACGGGCCGCCGCCACCGCAACAGCACUACCCAGGGGCAGUUGCGCAACAGCGCCCAGCGUAUCAACCGCAGCCGCCGCACCAUCCCGUCGGGACAAACACGCAGUAUGCAGGCCGGAGCAUGAUGGAUAUCAGUUUUCAACAGCAGUAUUUUGGGCAUCAACCUUCUGUAGUAGUUCACUCCGGUUACGGUCCCAUAAAAAGCAACUAUUCGUCAACAUCGCUGCAACACCCAGUUGGAACCAACACGCAACCUCCGGGUCAGAGUAUGAUGGUCCCUGCCCCGGGAGGUGGUGCAGUACCAGUAGGAGUGCCUGCGCCACCACAGCCUGGAAUAUAUCAACAUCAUGGCGGGUACUUCUUUCAACAUCAUCACAGUCUUGCCUGGCAACAUUCAUCAGAAGUCCCACAAAAUUAUUGCCCAGGCGGGCCGACGACCCCGACGUCAACGUCGCAACCAGGAACGAUACCGAUUCAGGAAACGAUACUGACCCCACGAGGUGCACAAACAACAUCAGGGGGACAAAAAUCUACUGCACAACAAGGGGGCACAGGAACUACAGGAGCUACAGUCGGUGUCGGUCCACCAACAGUGCCUAGUAGAAGUGCUGGUGAAGGCGCAGCAGCAGGACCAGCAGCACCCCCUCCGUCAAGUUCUUCGGCCAACAACCCCUUCGCGUUACCAAGCCGGUUCCCGCUGGUGCCACCGCCGGGUGAACUUGUAGAUCAGGCAACAACUUCCAAGAAGAAACAUGCUGCGAAGAGCAAGAUCACCACUCCUGGACAUGAUCAACUAUCGGGCAGUGGUAGGCGUAAGAGUACAAAAAAGGGUGGCGAGGACUCAACCUGUCAGACCCGGAUUCGAACCUCCUCGACCUCCUCAUCCGAUUCUAGUAGCUCCUCAUCAAGUUCCUCUUCCUCAUCUUCCAGCUCUUCCAGCUCUUCAUCGUCCAAGCAGAAAAAAACGGAAGAUGUUGUUCCGGAAGCUGCCGUUCAGCGGUCUAAUUUUCCGUCUCUCGCAGCAGCGAACCCGUUUUUAACGACUGAUCCUGAUCAAGAAGAGGAGAAGGAGCAGAGUGCCGAGAAGGACGCCGAAGGAAUGAACGAGGAAAAGAUCAUCGACGCGCGUUCCUCGUCCACGUCAGCGGCCUCGGCUUCAGGAGCAGACGAUGAUACGACCAGUAAGAAUUAUUGCAGAAGUGUGGGCAGCACGAAGUCGAAGAGUGCAGGAGCUCCUGGUGCUGGUGCAGAAAUAACGAAUCAAGAAUCCGGUAAUUUUUACCAGAAAUUUUCUCUCACGACGACGUUAAUGCCAACAAAUGUUGACGAAGGUGGUGUUCUGCAAAUGCCAUUGCCAGCUUUGAAUCUUAUCCCGCCGGAGCAGGGACACCAGCCGCAGGCACAGCAGACACAACAACAGCCCGCAUUUAGUUUACAACCUCCGUUAAUACCGGGGGGAAAGGGGAGUUUCGGGUUUCAUUUUUACCAGCAACAGCAGAAACGGCUACAAGAGCAGCAGAACUCCAACAAGAAUUUUCCGCUGCCCCAGCCGCCCGUCAUAAUUGGUCCACCACAGGAGACACACAAUGCUCAUCACUCUGCCACGAUGCAGCAGCACAAUAUGCAGCAGCACGCCUUCUACUGGCCAGCAGCAGCACCAUUCGUGGCCGCGGUGAGUCGCGGGGGCACGCAUCGCUGGAAGCAACAAACCGGGACGACGCAUCGGGUGUUUGCUGAUACGUCUGCGUUUGCGAAAGUAACACCGUAUCAGCCCAGCAUCCAGCACAAUUUGCCCGCUGUGACGUUUGAGGACCUGCAAAAUAAUGAAGCUGCACAACCCAGUAAUAUCGCAAGAAAAAACUGUUUCACUGUGAACUUGUGAUGCAGAAACUGGAACACAGAACUCUCUGUCUUGCUACACCUGCAAGGCAUUGGAUUUUCAAGCGUGUUUUCCCUUGGGAAGCGCGCAUGACAAAUUUUCAGUGUCAUGUGUAAGCAAACUUGUGAUGCAGAUCCUGCAAAGUCAUCACAGUGAAGCAGUUUUUUCGUGGGAUAAAUAAAGUCGAACGCGUUCCGCGUCAGAGGGUUGAACUCGUGCCACGAAGUGAAGUAUCCUGUGCAAAAGUAUCGUACUCGUAUUGCAAUCAUGCAUUACAAAUUUUUUUCUCAAGGUAAAACAGCAUUACAAAUUUUAUUUCUCAUGCUGAGGGAAUUUGUCAUGCAUUUAUACGAAUACGAUACAAUACUUUUGCAGUUCAUAUGAAGUUGUGGUCAACAACAACCCCAAUCCACCAAUCCAACCACCGCCCAUGCUAGCUUGUCCGGGCGCCGUCAUUCAGCCACCUCCAUUUGUCGCAAUAUCACGAAAUAAUGCGCUACCUGAUCCGUUACUCCAACCACCGGGUCUAAAUAAGAUGAAUUCUGUGUCGACAUUUUUGAAAAAGAAUAAAAAAAAAAAGCUUGCGCUUGAUGGAACUCACGUAGGUGCACACGUCGUUUUUGUGUCGUCGGAAGACGAUCAGCAGGAACAGAAUCCAACUUUGAUGCAUCCGAGUACCGCUUCAACAACAAAUCCCUCAACCGCUACUUCGUCCAACAAGCGAAAGCGGUGGGGGGAGAUGAAAGUCGUGGACAUUCUUUCGGACAACGACGGCCAGGAUGAAGCAGACCGACGUCCUGGUCAUGGUGAAGAUGCUGACCACCUAUUACAAAAAGAUCUCGCUCCUGCUGCAUCAACUGCUGUAGCUACUAGUACCAAGAACGGCGGCUCCACCUCAUCGCACCAAGCGUCGACCGCCGCAAUAAACGCGAAAAAGAACAAAACCGGUAUCAGGAUUGACCGCCUAUUGAUCGAGUGCACGGCCUCGGACCCGGAGAAUCCGCGAUUUCUGGAAUUUCCGGAGUUUCGGGAAAUCGAAAUUUCGUUCGACAGGGAAGAGAACACUACAACUGCGGCGGUACUAGUACAACUUACACCGCCAAAUAAAAGCGGCGGUACUAGUACAACUUACACCCCGUUGCAGCUCUUGAUUAUCAAAAGAAAAAAGUUCGUCACGAUCACUCAUGGGCACUUUUGCAAGACAAAAUUGUCCGUCAUGCGUAAAAAUGCAUCACAGCCACACUUCAUAAGGGAUUUUUCUAGUGUUUGUGCAAUGCAAGGAGAAGUUGUGAUGCAAAAAAAAUUUGUAAUGCCAACCCUGCAACUUAGUGACUGUGACAAACUUUUUUCUCUCCAUAUUGAUUCUCCAGAGUUUAGAAAAAAAUAUCUUCGCCGGCUAUCCCACGAGGAGUCAAGCGCGGAAGAUGGGGAUCCACCUGCAGAAAUUGAAAAAAAAGCAGAAGAUAUCAAUUACAACUUCUGGAGGAUCAUGUGGAGAACAAGCUGCACAAGAGAUUCUACCCGCAAGCUGCAACGAUAACGAAGUAGAGCAACAACGUUUACAAG
Amoebophrya sp. A120 is the source of this 5227-nucleotide messenger RNA. Lineage: Eukaryota; Dinophyceae; Syndiniales; Amoebophryaceae. The record is from the annotation of a GenBank genome assembly.